Messenger RNA from Strongyloides ratti, 2712 nucleotides. Its product is annotated as Integrase, catalytic core domain and Ribonuclease H-like domain-containing protein. Gene Ontology annotation, molecular function: nucleic acid binding. Bases 1 to 2712 code for a protein of 903 amino acids. The transcript is spliced from 4 exons. NCBI's taxonomy places the organism in Eukaryota, Metazoa, Nematoda, Chromadorea, Rhabditida, Strongyloididae. Gene Ontology annotation, biological process: DNA integration. The record is from RefSeq and is a predicted model, not a curated record.
AUGCAUACGGAUUAUGCUGCUUACCUUCCCUCACAGGACUGUGAUUUAAAGAUAGUUAGAGCAACUGGUCAUGAGGAACAGAUUAAAAAACUUUCUAAUGUUAAAAUAAGAAUCGAGAAAAUGAUAUUAGGUAUGGAUUUUAUCAAUCAAUUAAAAUCCACGACCAUUUCGACCAAUGGUAUUUCACUAAAUGAUAAAUUUUUCCCUUACUUAGAAACCCCCAAUAAAACUGUAUCAGCUGCUAUUGAUCUCUUUCAUGUGGAUAAUUUAUGCUCUCGCUCUUUAAAUAAGAAACUUAUAAUUAAUAGUGUGGAUAUGACCUCUAUUUCUGCUCCUAUGUUAACUAAUGAAGAAGUCUUGGAUAAGAUUAAAGAAAAGUUCGGUGAUGACGAUCUAUAUAGUGUAUUUUCUAUGGAUAAAACGGAUAUCGGUUGCUGCUCCUCACACGUCCCUUACAUCAAAUUUGAUUUUGACAAAGUAAAACCAUUUCAUCCUUUUAAUUUUCCUGGUCGUCUAAUGGACCAAGCUGAAUCGACUAUUUUGGAUAUGAUUAAAUCCGAUACGCUUGAAGAAGCUCCAGCAAAACUCCUACAUAAUCUCAUUCCUGUAAAAAAGGAAGAUGGAUCUAUUAGACCAACUGUUGAUAUGCGUCGAAAUCAACUUGCAAUUCCUAAUGUUCGUUGGUACUACGAUGAUGCCAUUCUAAAAACUCUUGGAAGUUUGGAUGAUCAUAUUCUUAAUGUUAGAAAUGCUUUAGUUAAACUGAAAGAAGCAAAUCUUAAGAUCUGUUGGAAAAAGAGUGUACUAUGCAGUACUAGUAUCUCUUACUUAGGUCAUUCCAUCUCUAAACUUGGAUCUCAAAUCCCUGAAUCAGCCUGUAAGGCUAUUGAAAAAUUAAAAACUUCAUCUAAUACCUCAGAUGUGAAAUCCCUUUUAGGAUCAAUUUCUUUCUAUUGCAAUUAUAUUCCCGACUUUGCAAAUAAAUUAUCCCCUAUAACUAACCUCUUUAAGAAAAAUACCAAAUUUGUUUGGUCUCCAGAAUGUCAAAACAUUUUUGAGGAUUUACAAAGAGGUUUAUUCUCUAGAGAAAUCUUAUAUACAGAAAUUCUUGAUCAAUCUUUGGAGGUAUUUACAGACGCGAGUCAAACAGGGUUUGGUGGAUAUUUUGCUCAAACCGUUGAUGGUAAAAAGAGAAUUCUUAGAUAUUGGUCAAAGAAACGUGCCCAUUCAAUACGUCAAAGAGAUUCUGUUUUUCUUGAAGAAAUGGCAAUUAUUUUUAAAUCGCUAGACACCCAUCUCCAACUUUCGACUUGGGCCACGGAACUUUCUGUUCUUGAUAUAGAAUGGAUUUAUUUACCUGGUAAAUCUAAUAACCUUUCUGAUUCUCUGUCCCGAUUAAUAUCUGAAGAUGUAUCUUCCUUUGUCGAAGAAUCACAACCCUCGUUAGACAUUUCUUCAACUCCUUAUGCUUCUGUGUAUCAUGUAUCCCAAUUUCUUUCUUUAGAGGAGGAGAAUAAUUUUCAUGAAACUUUAAAAGGAAAAUUGAAAUUAGAACAGGAGAGAAAUAUUAUUAUCAUGAAAGACAACAUGAUCAAACUUAAUGGCAUAAUACAUUCAAAAAUUGAAACUCAUAUGGGAGAUAAAUUAGUUCCCGUUCUCCCUAAGUCCCUUUUUUCGAUGGUAGUGGAGCACUAUCAUAAUGUUCUGGGUCACCCUGGUAUCAAUAGAACAUAUCUCACCAUCAGGAAUAAUUUUGAAGCUCCUAAUAUUUUACAGUCCAUUGAAGAGUAUAUAUCAAAAUGUGAAGUAUGCCAAACAAGUAAGCCUUCGGACAUUUCUAUUCCUAAAUUUGAGCCCAUUCUUAUUCCAAAUAUUCCAUUCACGUCAAUCGCUGGAGAUAUCUGGCAAUACAUAUAUAUAAAAUACAUUUUCAGCAUUUUAAGUUUUAUUGACUUAACUUCUUGUCUAUGGUUACCUUUUAUCAUUAAUAACGAAACUAGUUAUUCUAUUGGAAAGUGCAUGAUUUCAGAAUUAUUCUGCAAAAUUGGAAUUCCAGAAAUUAUCAGAUUUGAUCAGCAAUCAUCCCUUCGCUUCUCUGGACUGUUGAGACUUCUAAAAUCUUUUAAUAUAAAAGUGAAGCAUAAUACGACUAAGCACCAUACAGGAAAUUCCCUAAUAGAAAGAUCAUUCAGAACUUUAAAACAACUGUUAAAGUCAUCUUACUUCGAGUAUUCGAGAAAUAAUAUAAAUCCCAUUUCUAAAACAGAAUUCAUCUCCCAAUACCUCAACCAAAUUGUCUUUAAAUAUAACUCUACGAUAUGUAUGUCUCUCAAAGAUACUCCUUUUAGGAUCUUUUCAACAGAGAAAGUAAUCUUGUUAAUUAUAAAGCUCCAAUGGACAUUGACAAUUUUAUUUCCUUUUAUGAUACUACAACCAUUUUUGGAAAAAUGGAACUCAUUUUCUGCUGAUGAUGUAAAAAUAAAAGAAGAAAGAAAUAUGAAACUCCCAAAUAAUUUUAACUUAAUUCCUGAAUACCAUAAAAACGAAUUAAUCCUUAUUAUGAAUAAUAAUCAGAAAACUAAAUUAGAACCUGCCUACGUAGGUCCUUAUAGUAUCAUCUACCAAAUUGGUUCACACAUUUUCGUAAAAUCAGAUUAUUCUAAAGGCCGAGCGAAAAAAGAUCCAUGUUUCUCAAGUAAAGAGGUUUCUUGA